Dipodomys ordii (Ord's kangaroo rat) is the source of this 2291-nucleotide messenger RNA. It is a transcript of the gene Cop1, whose product is annotated as ring finger and WD repeat domain 2, E3 ubiquitin protein ligase. The record is from RefSeq and is a predicted model, not a curated record. Gene Ontology annotation, molecular function: protein binding; ubiquitin protein ligase activity. Gene Ontology annotation, biological process: proteasome-mediated ubiquitin-dependent protein catabolic process. Bases 89 to 1855 code for a protein of 588 amino acids. NCBI's taxonomy places the organism in Eukaryota, Metazoa, Chordata, Mammalia, Rodentia, Heteromyidae. The transcript has 21 exons.
GCGACCUCCGCUCGCCCCGCUCUGCAAUGGGCUCAUCAACUCCUACGAGGACAAAAGCAACGACUUCGUCUGCCCCAUCUGCUUUGAUAUGAUUGAGGAAGCAUACAUGACAAAAUGUGGCCACAGCUUUUGCUACAAGUGUAUUCAUCAAAGUUUGGAGGACAAUAAUAGAUGUCCCAAGUGUAACUAUGUUGUGGACAAUAUUGACCAUCUCUAUCCUAAUUUCUUGGUGAAUGAGCUCAUUCUCAAACAAAAGCAAAGAUUUGAGGAAAAGAGGUUCAAAUUGGACCACUCAGUGAGUAGCACCAAUGGCCACAGGUGGCAGAUACUUCAAGAUUUGUUAGGAACUGACCAAGAUAACCUUGAUUUGGCUAAUGUCAACCUCAUGUUGGAGUUACUUGUGCAAAAGAAGAAACAACUGGAAGCAGAAUCACAUGCAGCCCAACUACAGAUCCUUAUGGAAUUCCUCAAGGUUGCGAGAAGAAAUAAGAGAGAGCAACUGGAACAGAUCCAGAAGGAACUAAGUGUUUUGGAAGAAGAUAUUAAAAGAGUGGAAGAAAUGAGUGGCUUAUACUCUCCUGUCAGUGAAGAUAGCACAGUGCCUCAAUUUGAAGCCCCUUCUCCAUCACACAGUAGUAUAAUUGAUUCUACAGAAUACAGCCAGCCUCCAGGUUUCAGUGGCAGUUCUCAGACAAAGAAACAGCCUUGGUAUAACAGCACAUUAGCCUCAAGACGAAAACGGCUCACUGCUCAUUUUGAAGACUUAGAGCAGUGUUAUUUUUCUACAAGGAUGUCUCGUAUAUCAGAUGACAGUCGAACUGCAAGCCAGUUGGAUGAAUUUCAGGAAUGCCUGUCUAAGUUUACAAGAUAUAAUUCAGUACGACCUUUGGCCACAUUGUCAUAUGCUAGUGAUCUCUAUAAUGGUUCCAGCAUAGUUUCUAGUAUUGAAUUUGAUCGGGAUUGUGACUAUUUUGCAAUUGCUGGGGUCACAAAAAAGAUUAAAGUCUAUGAGUACGGCACAGUCAUCCAGGAUGCAGUGGAUAUUCAUUACCCUGAGAAUGAAAUGACCUGCAAUUCCAAAAUCAGCUGUAUCAGUUGGAGCAGUUAUCAUAAAAACCUGUUAGCCAGCAGUGAUUAUGAAGGUACUGUUAUCCUAUGGGAUGGAUUCACAGGACAGAGAUCAAAAGUGUAUCAGGAACAUGAGAAGAGGUGUUGGAGUGUUGACUUUAAUUUGAUGGAUCCUAAACUUUUGGCUUCAGGUUCUGAUGAUGCAAAAGUGAAGCUAUGGUCUACCAACCUAGACAAUUCAGUGGCAAGCAUUGAAGCAAAGGCUAAUGUGUGCUGUGUGAAAUUCAGUCCCUCCUCCAGAUAUCAUCUGGCUUUUGGUUGUGCAGAUCACUGUGUCCACUACUAUGAUCUUCGUAACACUAAACAGCCAAUCAUGGUAUUCAAGGGACACCGAAAAGCAGUCUCUUAUGCAAAGUUUGUGAGUGGCGAGGAAAUUGUCUCUGCCUCAACAGACAGCCAGCUAAAACUGUGGAAUGUAGGGAAACCAUACUGUCUACGUUCCUUCAAGGGACAUAUCAAUGAAAAAAAUUUUGUAGGCCUUGCUUCCAAUGGAGAUUAUAUAGCUUGUGGAAGUGAGAACAACUCUCUCUAUCUGUACUAUAAAGGACUUUCUAAGACUUUGCUAACUUUUAAGUUUGAUACAGUUAAAAGUGUUCUGGAUAAAGACAGAAAAGAAGAUGAUACAAAUGAAUUUGUUAGUGCUGUGUGCUGGAGGGCACUACCAGAUGGGGAGUCCAAUGUGCUGAUUGCUGCUAACAGUCAGGGUACAAUUAAGCUUACUAAUUAACUGUGGUGAUAACUAAUCUGAAAGAGUUCAUGCAGUGCUUGAAUUGAAAGUAAGAAAGGAUUAAUGUCCAAUACCUUCACCUUCUUGAGCAUUCCACCAGUUGGUGCUAGAAUUGGUAUGAAGGGUUUACUGAAGACAUCUUGUGCUCGGUCUUGCUGAAAAACAACUGCAGCUGUGACAGUGAGAGAAGAAACAGAAAUGUCGUGUGAUGUCCCUCCCAAAGUCAUCUGGGUUUUAGAUUUCUUUCGAAUACCUUUUUCCAUUUUUUCCUCCUUUAUGACCUUUGGGACAUUGGGAAUACCCAGCGAACUCUCCACCAUCAAUAUAACUCCAUGGACUUUGCUGCUGUUGGUGGUGUGGUUAUCUAAUUUUUGUGAUAGGGAAAUAAAUUCUUUUGAAUAAAAAUAAAUAACAAAAAAUAAUAAAAAUUUAUUGA